Molecule: messenger RNA, 222 nt
Organism: Brugia malayi
Lineage: Eukaryota; Metazoa; Nematoda; Chromadorea; Rhabditida; Onchocercidae
Gene: Bma-ubl-5
Product: ubiquitin, putative
Exons: 2
Coding region: 1-222 (73 amino acids)
Biological process (GO): mRNA splicing, via spliceosome; protein modification process
Cellular component (GO): cytoplasm; nucleus
Molecular function (GO): protein tag activity; protein binding
Source: RefSeq, a predicted model, not a curated record
AUGAUUGAGAUUACGGUGAAUGAUCGAUUGGGAAAAAAAGUUAGAAUUAAAUGCAAUCCAAACGAUACAAUUGGUGAUUUAAAGAAACUUAUCGCUGCACAAACUGGUACACGAUAUGAAAAAAUAGUGCUAAAGAAAUGGUAUACAAUUUAUAAGGAUCAUAUAACACUGCAAGAUUACGAGAUACAUGAUGGUUUUAAUUUUGAAUUAUAUUAUCAAUAA